AUGCCGAAAGAUGAACAAGAGAUAUGGUUCCAUAGUUUUGCGCAACAAUUCAAUUGGGAGUCGGGACAUACCAAAAGGGUCCGACAGGCCUUCAAUGAGAAGGUCAUGGAGUCUUACAAAAACACGGUCUAUGAAUGGAAGGUGGCAUACACGAACAAGAAGACGGGUGAAAUUCAGGAUCCCGCAAUCAGAGAGGUCGUGGAGAUGGUGCAAACACAAAAGAAGCAUUUCUAG
Molecule: messenger RNA, 234 nt
Organism: Eruca vesicaria subsp. sativa (arugula)
Lineage: Eukaryota; Viridiplantae; Streptophyta; Magnoliopsida; Brassicales; Brassicaceae
Source: the annotation of a GenBank genome assembly